This is a messenger RNA of Esox lucius (northern pike), 1464 nucleotides long. RefSeq names its product N-acetyltransferase 8-like 2 (gene nat8l2). The record is from RefSeq and is a predicted model, not a curated record. The transcript is spliced from 2 exons. Gene Ontology annotation, molecular function: N-acetyltransferase activity. The coding region runs from base 392 to 1081 and encodes 229 amino acids. NCBI's taxonomy places the organism in Eukaryota, Metazoa, Chordata, Actinopteri, Esociformes, Esocidae.
UUAUCUGGAAGCGUACAGGAAUUUUGCGUGUAAUAAAAUUGGUAUUGAGCUAAGUGGGCUACAAUACAUGCGUGAUGUUUUUGAUUAAUCUGAAAAUCUCUAUUGUAACGUUGUUACAUUAAUGUAACGUGUAGAUAGCCUCCUCUGGUUUAUUUUGCAGUUUUGUUUAUGGAUUUAGAAAUUAGAGCAGUUUGAUUGGGUCAGUUGAUGGUGUGGACUUCGCACGCAUAAACGAAGUGUUCGAGUUUAUAAUUAAACACCGGUUAUGUUUAAACUCAGCGAUUAGUCUUCAGUUUUCGUAAUUGUGAAACCGCUUUUUACCCGUUAGUAGCGCACUUGUCACAACGCUGACACUGGAAUAGAGGAUAAGUGCACAGACAACAUCUCAAAAAUGCAUCUGGUGGUCCGUCGAUACAGACCUUCCGACAAGGAAUCUGUCCUGGCACUGUUCAGGGAAGGCAUCUUGGAGCACAUCAAUCCCUCGUUCUACAGAGCCGUGAGCGACCCUCUCCAUGUGGGGAUCAGCCUGCUCCUUUCACUGGCUGGUUGUCUGCUGGGAGGCUUGACCGCCCCCUGGGCCCUGCUGCUGCCAGGAGCCUGGGUAGGUCUGAUCUACUACUGUUGCUGGGAGCUGUACGCCGCCUUCGUCAGGGAGAGGCUGCGCACCGACAUGCAGGACAUCCCGGGGUGCUACCUGACCUCCCCGAAUAACUGCUUCUGGGUGGCUGAGGCCGAAGUCAACGGCCGAGUGGAGAUUCUGGGUAUGGGGGCCAUUGUGGCCAAGAAGGUCGAAGGCGGACGAGAGGGGGAGAUGUGCGGCGAACUGUUCAGGAUGAUCGUAUCGCCGAGGUGCCGUCGGAUGGGGCUCGGUUCCAGGAUCACACAAACAAUUGUUGACUUUUGUAAGGAGCGAGGGUUCUCUAAGGUCGUCCUGGAAACCAGUUCCACCCAGGUGUCUGCUGUGGCCCUGUAUAAGAAGAUGGGCUUCAUACCCGUCCUCUCACACACCAAGACGUACUCGCCUGAAUGGAUGACUCUCCUCUCCCGAGUUACCAUUUUGAAGAUGGAAAAAGUCAUUUAGGCCUUGGGAUGCUGCCAUGUUGCUAUUCUCCUAGAGGCUCAUUCCAGUGUUUAAAUACAUUUGCUAAAAUCAGGCAUUAAUGGGAGGAAAUUAUACAUGACUGUGCAGACCUGAGUUAGAAUACUGUCAAAUGUUCCAGCAUUUACUGUAAUCCAUUUACCGUAAUCCAUUUACUGUAAUUCAUUAACUGUAGUUGAGGCCACACAACUACACACAGGAUCCUUGGAUUUCUUGUAAAGCUUAAAGUAAUCGAUUUGGAUGCACUGUACUGUAUAUUUUAUAAUCGAUAGCGUCAACUUAAUCACAACAACAGUUAGCAUUUGAAAGACUAGUAUGAUCAGGUGACCUGCCAGGAAUAUGUAAUAAAAGUAUACUACUCUGUG